AUGCCUGGAUUAUAUGAGAAGUUGAUAUUGGUGGCAGCAGUGUCCUCUCUGGCUGUCUGGGCUGCGGCAAGGGCGUCCCCGGUGGUGAGGCCGGAGCCCAUCCGCUGCCUCCCCUGCACGCAGGACAAACUGGACAGCUGUCCCGCCAUCCCAGCAGACUGCCAGCAGGUGCUGAGGGAGCCCGGCUGUGGCUGCUGCAUGGCCUGCGCUCUUGAGAGGGGAGCGUCCUGCGGGGUUCACACGGCCCACUGUGGCGAGGGUCUCCGCUGCACUCCCAGGCCCGGCGAGGCCAGGCCGCUGCACGCUCUGACCAGAGGACAGGGGGUCUGCACUGAAGAUCUGGGCCAAGAGGAAGCUGAUGGAGUGACUGGCCACGGCUCCCUGCAAUACCUGUUGGGUCUCAACGUCCCCGUUGACCCCCAAGACACCGUUGAGGGCCAGGAAAGCAUCAAGGCCAAGCUCAAUGCCAUCCGCAACAAACUGGCACACGAGGGACCCUGUCACAUUGACCUGCACGCAGCGCUGGACAUGAUAACCAGCUCUCAGCAGAAACUGGGAGACAAAUUCACAACUUUCUACCUCCCCAACUGUGACAAGCAGGGCUUCUACAAGGCCAAGCAGUGUGAGUCAUCUCUGGUCGGGCCGCCCGCUCGCUGCUGGUGUGUCUCUUCCUGGAACGGGAAGAAGAUCCCGGGAUCGAGCGACCUGCUCAGUGACUCGGAGUGUCAGCAAGAAGUCACUCACUGA
Molecule: messenger RNA, 747 nt
Organism: Chelmon rostratus (copperband butterflyfish)
Lineage: Eukaryota; Metazoa; Chordata; Actinopteri; Chaetodontiformes; Chaetodontidae
Product: insulin-like growth factor-binding protein 1
Exons: 4
Coding region: 1-747 (248 amino acids)
Biological process (GO): regulation of insulin-like growth factor receptor signaling pathway
Cellular component (GO): extracellular region
Molecular function (GO): insulin-like growth factor II binding; insulin-like growth factor I binding
Source: RefSeq, a predicted model, not a curated record